AUGCCUGGAUUAUUAGGACUAUCGGCUGUAACCCUGCUGGGUGCAGGAACUCAGGGGACCCGACUUGCCUUCAUGUGGUCGCGACUGGGAAGGCCUGUCUACCUCGUUGAUAAGAACCCGACACAAUUGAUUCGGGCACGGCAGGAAAUCGAGCAACUGAGAACCAAUACGCCAUCGCUGGCCGAACCCACCCAGUGGGGAGAAGUCAUCUGUUCCCCGGCUAAUGAUCUCACGGCAUCGCUUUCCAAAUCCUGGCUUGUUGUGGAGUGCCUUCCGGAAUCCUUGGCCCUAAAGCGAUCUAUCAUGCAGCAACUCGGAGACCAGGCUGGACCAGGCACAAUCGUUGCGUCCAACUCCAGCAGCUAUGAUAUUGUAGAGCUCAUGCAUGGGCUAAAGACGAAGCAUCCUAGCAAUUUCGUCAGUUUGCAUUCCUACUGGCCUCCGGAAACCCCAGCAAUCGAGAUCAUGGAAUCGACCGAGACUAAUAGCAAGAUCAUAUCGCUACUGAUGGAGCAAACAAAAGCUCAUGGGUUUGACCCGUUCCAUGUCCGACGCCCUUCUACAGGCUAUAUUUACAACCGGAUCUGGGCGGCUAUCAAACGCGAGACGCUUCUCGCAUUGUCUGAGGGGGUAGCAACGCCCGCCGAGAUUGACUGCAUAUUCAAGUCGGUAUUAAAGACCCUAAAGGGUCCUUGUGAGCAAAUGGAUAUUGUGGGCCUGGAUGUAGUACUGGAUAUUGAGAAGCAUUACGCCGAGCUUCGCCCGGGGCUUCCCGAAGAGCCGCGGAAGCUGCUACAGGAAAUGAUUGCCCAAGGGAAAUUGGGGGUCAAGUCAGGCACCGGCUUCUUUGAGCACGGAACAGAAAGGAAGCGUGCGUGA
This is a messenger RNA of Penicillium waksmanii, 879 nucleotides long. Its product is annotated as 3-hydroxyacyl-CoA dehydrogenase family protein. Bases 1 to 879 code for a protein of 292 amino acids. Gene Ontology annotation, molecular function: NAD+ binding; oxidoreductase activity, acting on the CH-OH group of donors, NAD or NADP as acceptor. NCBI's taxonomy places the organism in Eukaryota, Fungi, Ascomycota, Eurotiomycetes, Eurotiales, Aspergillaceae. The transcript has 6 exons. Gene Ontology annotation, biological process: fatty acid metabolic process. The record is from RefSeq and is a predicted model, not a curated record.